Phytophthora infestans T30-4 is the source of this 396-nucleotide messenger RNA. RefSeq lists its product as uncharacterized. Bases 1 to 396 code for a protein of 131 amino acids. Lineage: Eukaryota; Oomycota; Peronosporomycetes; Peronosporales; Peronosporaceae. Gene Ontology annotation, molecular function: oxidoreductase activity, acting on the CH-OH group of donors, NAD or NADP as acceptor. The record is from RefSeq and is a predicted model, not a curated record. The transcript is spliced from 3 exons.
AUGAGCGUCACCAAGACAGUUCUUAUUAAUAUCACCGGCAGCAACCGCGGCUUCGGCCUCGCCUUCACGCGCCACUAUGUGGACAGCGGCUGGAAGGUUAUCGCCGCCGCACGCGACGCCGAAGGCGUCAUGAUUAAUUUGGCUGACACUUGCAUGGGCUGUGGAGGCAGAAUCGCAGACGUUACCAUUACCAAGGCUGUCAAGAGUCUCUGGGUCGCCUUUAUGGACGACAAGAUCGUCACACUGGCACUGCGCCCCGGAUACGUCGUCACGCGCAUGACAGGCCAUGAGGGCACAGUUACCACCGAGGAGAGCGUCACCGGUCUCGCAAACGCCAGAUUUCAGGACCGUGGGGAAUACUUCAGGCUUUGUGUUGAACAGGAGCAAAGGGAAUGA